Molecule: messenger RNA, 1620 nt
Organism: Candoia aspera
Lineage: Eukaryota; Metazoa; Chordata; Lepidosauria; Squamata; Candoiidae
Product: mast/stem cell growth factor receptor Kit-like
Exons: 14
Biological process (GO): Fc receptor signaling pathway; Kit signaling pathway; B cell differentiation
Cellular component (GO): signaling receptor complex; plasma membrane
Molecular function (GO): ATP binding; cytokine binding; transmembrane receptor protein tyrosine kinase activity
Source: RefSeq, a predicted model, not a curated record
CUUCUAGCCAAACCAGAGAUUGUCACUUUAGAAAGACUUAGCAAUGGCAUGCUGCUCUGUGUGGCAAGUGGGUAUCCUGCUCCUACUAUAAACUGGUAUGUUUGCCCAGCCACUGAGCAAAGGUGUCCAGAUUCACCAAAAGCUUCUCCAGUGAAUGUAAAAGCCAAAUAUAAAAAUUCAACAUUUUCUUCAUUUGGAAAGAUAAUUGUUGAAAGUACCAUUGAUACCAGCGUGUUCAAGAACAGUAGCACAAUCACAUGUGAGGCUUCCAAUACUGUUCAUAGAUGUUCAGCUUCCUUUAACUUUUCCAUUAAAGAACAAGAAAACAGUCACAGCCUUUUCACACCACUGUUGAUUGGCUUUGGUGUAACAGCAGGACUGAUGUGUGUUGUAGUCACAGUCCUUACCUAUAAAUAUCUCCAGAAACCCAAGUAUGGGGUUCAGUGGAAAGUGGUGGAUGAAAUAAAUGGAAGCAGCUAUCUAUACAUGGAUCCAACACAGCUUCCAUACGAUGACAAAUGGGAAUUUCCAAGGAACCGUCUCAGUUUUGGCAAGACUCUAGGAGCUGGAGCUUUUGGGAAAGUUGUUGAAGCAACUGCCUAUGGUCUGCUCCAACCUAACAGGCCAACGAGAGUGGCAGUGAAAAUGCUCAAGCCCAGUGCCCAUUUCACUGAAAAAGAAGCCUUGAUGUCAGAACUGAAGGUGCUGAGUUACCUUGGCAGUCACGAUAACAUUGUGAAUCUGCUUGGAGCCUGUACUGUUGGAGGUCCUAUUCUAGUCAUCACUGAAUAUUGCUGCUAUGGUGACCUUUUGAAUUUCCUAAGGAGGAAACGGGAUUCCUUUAUUUUCCUGGGGCCGGAAGAAGCUGCUGUUUACAAGAACGUUCUCCAUCAAAAAGAACGCAUGCAGGGUGCCGCCAAGGAAUACAUAGACGUGAAGCCAGGAGCUUCUCAGGUCAUCCAUGCCAAAACCACUAAAAGACUAGGAUCAUCGGCUAAUCAGGAUGUCACUGUUGCCAUCUUAGAAGAUGAUGAACUGGCCCUGGAUGUUGGCGAUCUGUUAAGUUUUUCUUAUCAGGUGGCAAAGGGGAUGAGCUUUCUUUCAUCUAAAAAUUGCAUUCAUAGAGACCUGGCAGCAAGGAAUGUAUUACUUACUCAUGGACGGAUAACAAAAAUCUGUGACUUUGGCCUUGCAAGAGAUAUCAGGAAUGACUCAAAUUACGUAGUCAAAGGGAAUGCACAACUUCCUGUCAAGUGGAUGGCCCCUGAGAGUAUUUUUGAAUGCGUGUACACCUUUGAGAGUGAUGUUUGGUCGUACGGGAUUCUGCUUUGGGAACUUUUCUCUUUAGGAAGCAGUCCCUAUCCCGGAAUGCCUGUGGAUUCCAGGUUCUAUAAAAACGUUAAGGAAGGAUACAGAAUGUUUAGUCCAGAAUUUGCACCUGCGGAAAUCUUUAAGAUAAUGAAGAGCUGUUGGGAUGCUGAUCCUGUAAAGAGGCCAGCCUUCAAGCAAAUUGUGCAACUGAUUGAACAGCAGAUUUCCGAUAGGACAAAUCAUAUUUGCUCAAAUGUUUCAAGUGGCAUUUGUAGUCAAGGAAAUACUACAGAUCACUCUGAGAAUUAA